Molecule: messenger RNA, 20062 nt
Organism: Porites lobata
Lineage: Eukaryota; Metazoa; Cnidaria; Anthozoa; Scleractinia; Poritidae
Source: the annotation of a GenBank genome assembly
AUGAGCGACGAAGAUACAAGAUGGAGGUCGAUCGCUUCGAGCGUCUUCGUCGACGAAAUUCUUCUCAAAUACAACGGCGAGGCUGGAACGGAUAAUUUCUUUUCAAAGAUGUCUAGUCAAACAUUGGCAGAACGGAUAACUGCACUGAAAGAACAUGUUUUUUCCAAUCCAAACAGUCAAUCUGGCAACAGCGAUCAAACCAAUUGCGGCGGAGAAAGCAAAAUUGACUUGUCAAACAAUACGGACCCUCCCUUGAGGCAGUCUGUGUUAACGAAUGCCGACUCUGAACACAAUCAAAGUGGGUUUAUCGUUGACUUAGGCAAGUUUGCUCAGACGAGAGACAACAGUGAAUACGCUGAACCUGAUAACCGGGUAGCCAAUACGAACAACAACGGAGAAACUCACGAACCAACAAGGGAAGACACGUUUUGCUCGAGCUCAAAUUUGGCGCUCGACGGAACGAGUCGCCCCAGGGAAGGGAUUUAUUAUAAUGACGGCAGAGCGAUAGACCAGCAGGCCUUGAAUUGCGGCGACAAGUUAGAUAACAUCGAGGAUGGACAUUGCUGCGGUGUUCCUGAACAAAUAAAUUGCUUCCCGGUAGUUGUAAUUACACCGGCCAUGACGGAAGAAACAUUAGACGAGUGUCUUGACACCACGAGCAACUGCAAAAAUGGUGCAUUAUCCGCGGCCAUGUUUUCCUUAAAGGAUGCAACCGAAACGUGUUCAUUGUCAAGCGCUGGCUCUUGUUCGGAGAGCGAAAUUUUGACUGAUGAGGAGGCAUCGGAUGAUGAAAUUAAGCAGCCACUGGAAGACAGAUCUGAAAAGGUGAGAGCCUAUAAAUUGUCAAUUGUGUGAUCCCUAGUUUUUCUCUAGUAUUCAAGAAUUUUCACGUCAUCGUGUGCUUCGCGCGUUUUUCGCGAUUAACAAACCCAUUUGUUGUGUGACUAUGUGGAGCGACCACUUUGUCAAUUCGCUUUUCGUAUAUCAUUUAACUGCCAUUUGUUAUUAAAUGAUUUCCGAUGCGAUCGAAGGUAUAGUUCGAGGUGCUAAAGUAGUCAUCGUUUACUUAGUUCGUUUGAGUGUUUAUUUGCAUAAGCAGAAAUGAUCGCGAAGCCUUUCCCAUGUUGAUGUUCGUUUCAAAUGGUGUUUAUUUCGACAAUCGUUUCGCGAAUAAUGUUUAUUAUUGGCUGAAAGUGUUUGUAGUUUCAUAGUAUGUUGGUUUUAUGGAGUUUAUUGUAGAAGAUUUAAUCGAAGCAUUUGCUAUUUAAACGCUUUGUUGCCGAGAUCAAAAUUUAUAAGGGCUAGUGGGGUAACUUCCAUGCAAUAAAUAAAACAUAUUAAUCAUUUGGCUCGAGUUUCAUGUCUAACAUUCCUGUAAACUCGCUGACGUCAAAAAAAGACAGGAAUGUUUUUACUUGACAACCUUUGGGGCAUUGGAAAUUUACACUUAUUUGAAAUGUAAACACUAAGUCCAUAUUCCUUGUUGAAUGUUUUCCUCAUUUCCAUUUUUUAAUUAAGUCAAACUACAACAUUAAAUCACGGGUUGAAAGAGAAAGGCAUGCAACAACUUGUCUGCACUUUACUUCCUGUAACAUUAUUUUUAGUAUGUCAACAGUACAUUGGGAUUCCAAAAAUACUUGUAUAGGAGUGAAGAAACAAAUCCUUGAUGAAUUAUAUUUAGUCCCAAGUCCUUAUUGGUAUAGUCCACUGGGCUUAAGUCCGUGGACUUGGGGUCAGUGUUUUGUCUACCACCACACUGGACAAUUAUCUGACUGUCAUGCAUGAACCCCUUAUCAUGGGUUUAGGUCAGUCUAAGAACCUGUGAACUUUUUCUUUUUUAUGCCCCUCUAGCUUUUCCAGGUUCUAUAUAUUGUGUUGACUUCUUUGUUUUACAUCACCCAUGAGUUUUCAGAGUAGUUAACAAUUUUGUGUUAAUGCAAAAAACGUGCAUGUGUUUGCAUGUGCAUUGGUUGCUUAUCUCUGAGCUGUACUCUACAUGUACAUUGAGGAUGAGUCCUUUUUACAUUGUCCUUUGCUUUUCUUCUACUGACUGUAAGCAUCACAAUGCAGUGAAAGUUACCAGGAGAGAUGAAAACCUUGGUAUUGUUAGAGUUAGCUUGAAAAUUCCAGUUUUACCAUAAAUUGGUACUAGUAUAAAAUUAAAGUGAAAGCCUUUUAUUGAAAAAAUCAUGGCCACAUGACACAUAAAAAUUCCCAAGCAUAAUAACAACCCUAUAAUGUGAGCAGGUUGUCACCAACCAGCAUUAGUUGGACAGCACUCUAUCAUUUUAUGUUAGCAGAAAAUCAAAAAUUUUGUCAAAUGUCAGAUUAAAAGCAUGCACACCUGGCAGGUGUUACGAUAUAUAGAUUUAGCCAGAGCUAACGGCGAAGCUCUCCUUAAUAUACUUAUAGUUUAAUGAAACAAAAAUAUAUAAUCGUGUCAUGCUAAAUGACAACGACAAAACAGCUGUCCCAAAGGUGUCCAUCUUAGAUGGGAAUCUCGCUAAAAAGAACACAUAGUGCCUGUCCCAAAGGUGUCCGUCUUAGAUGGGAAUCUCUCUAAAAAGGACACAUAGUGCCUGUCCCAAAUGUGUCCAUCUUAGAUGGGAAUCUCUCUAAAAAGGACGCAUAGUGCCUGUCCCAAAGGUGUCCAUCUUAGAUGGAAAUCUCUCUAAAAAGGACAAAUAGUGCCUGUCCCAAAGGUGUCCAUCUUAGAUGGGGAUCUCUCUAAAAAGAACACAUAGUGCCUGUCCCAAAGGUGUCCGUCUUAGAUGGGGAUCUCUCUAAAAAGGACGCAUAGUGCCUGUCCCAAAGGUGUCCAUCUUAGAUGGGGAUCUCUCUAAAAAGGACACAUAGUGCCUGUCCCAAUAAAUUCAUUUUUCAAGCUGAUCUGACAAAGUAAAGUUAUUACGUUUAUUAUUGCAACGAAUAGAUAAGCAAGUAAUUAAUAAUUAACUUAUGAUGUAAUUUGUUUUUGACAAGGAGGAUUAGUAAUCAAUUUAUUAUUAUUUAUUAAUAAAUCAACACAUAAUCAUAUGUGGAUGUUUCAAUAAAUAUAAAAUGUAGAUAUUUAUUUUUUAUUUUAGAUUAUUAAUCCUUUGUGUCAAAAAAUCUGAGGGCUACUUAAAAUGACUACCAAACCCUAACUCUAAUACAUGCUAGAACCCCGGACAAAACUGUUGAGACAAUUCCGUCUGUUUUCAAACUUUUGUGCCCUACUCUUGUCUCCACUAAACAGAAAAAGUAAGCCCCCUCCCCAUCCCCUAUUCAAAGUUGUCUCAUAUACAUGUAUAAUUACCGUGCUAUCCUAAACAACUUUGGAUAAGGGGAGGGGGGAAAUCGGGCAUUCAUUUGGCGGAGGUUUCAGGUUUUGCCAGGAUGAUAGGAAAAAAUAGGCAUUUUCGCAAUUUGUCUCAGCAGGUUUUGUCCAGGGUUGUCGCUAUUUAGGCAAAUUGUAAAAUAGAAUGUCUCUUCACCCUGUAACAAUAACAUUGCUUCAAUGUGCUUAUCAUGCUUGAAAAGGUCCCUUGCUUUUGUAUGACAGAAUUUUUGAAAACAGAUUAAUAUCUUUAUUUCGUACUCAUACAGCUGUUUAUCCCUUCCAACUUUGCUUGUUCUUGGAAUGUAAAACUUGCAUGCAUAGCAUAUCGCGUGUGGAACCCAGGAAGUUCAUAAUUAUUUAAAUGUGAUAUACGUGACUCAAAAGUGUAUUUAGCACUGAGUGGGUGGCAUGCAUAAUGCAGGAAUCAUCAGCUUUUUUGUAUACAUAGUUGAAUAUAUUAACCUCUUUAUCUCAAUGACCUGAGGAAGUCGUUAUGUAACUCAUAACCACUGACAGAAUGAUUUCCUGAUUUGAAGUUAUGUUUUUGUAUUUUAAAAACUAACUUUCCCUUGUUUUGGGAACUUUGCAUAGAUUCAUAAAGCAUUUCCUUAUGUAAUAAAUUACAUGUAGAAUGUUAUAUUUAGAUCUUUUGUAUCGUACCGUUUUAAUCAUUCACUCUCUGUACUAUUGGGAUUAAAUCUAUGAUUUUAAGCAAUUAUUUUGGCGAAUUAACAAAGUGUGCAUAGUUGUAAUUGAAAUAUUCAUUGUUAGUAAAAUGGUUGGCUAGAAUUAUUAUGGUUUUUUUUUUCAAAAUGCCAUUUGCAUGUAAUUUAUCCUUUCCAAAUUGUUCAUUGCCAAUAUUUAAUUUCAUAAUAGUGUUAUUAUAUUGCUUUUUAUAGCCUUUAAUCAAAAUUCUGUGUUGGUGUAGUUUAAGUCAUGCAUAACUCAUUAUCAUAUAAAUAGAUAACCUUUAAACUUGGGUGUUUAAGUCAAACAACCAUAAAAUAUUAUAAAUGCUUGAAGGCUUAGACAGCCUCUGUUGAACUUGAGGCCAAUUUUUUCUGGCUUAAAUGUUGUCAAAGAACAGAUUCAAUAUUUUUUUUUGUCUCAGUGAUUUUGCUGUUUCACUUUGUAAGUCAUUUCUGUGUCAGUAGUAAGCCAGAAGAAAAAAAAAAGCAAACAAAGCAUGCUUCAUUGCAUUUAUUUCCCUGUUUGCAAAAUUAUACAGGGGCUGUUAUUGCCAUUAUACACAACUGCAAAAGCUGGGCUCUUAAGAAAGUAGCCAGUCAAGAUUGGAAACAUUUCUCCUUUGACUGUUGUGUGUUACUCAUUUUCAAAUUCCGAGUACACUAAGUCUUUUGUCCUGCUGUUUUUCACUGUAGUAGCAAGCUGCUAGAGGCAACCACAGUUUAUGCUCAUCUUUGCUUUAGCUAAUACCCACAAAUAUCAAGGAGGCACUCUGUGGUCAAUGGUUUAGGGGAUAAUGAGAUCAUAAUAAAAAUAUGCAAAACCGUACAGACAAUAAUUUUGAGGAACAAUUCUGGUUCCUUUAGUUUACCCAGUCCCUCUAUAAUAAAAUUACAUUUUUGAUGCUUUUUUCUCCAGUGUACUAGAUAUUUCAAAGAAGAAGGUUAUGAUCUUUUUUUUGAAGAAAUUUGAGGUCAUGGAGACCGGUGUUCUAAGUAGGAAUGCAAGUUUUAGACUAGACCAGAUGCAAAUUAUGAAGGAACCGAAGAAACAUUUCUUAAUCUAAUUUUUUUAUGCAUGACUACUUCAAAAAUUGGCAAAGCAUUGUUAUAAAGCUGUGUGAUUGCCAGAACAGAUUCUACAAAACUGCAAAACUUCAUUGUGUAGAGGCAAGUAUGAUGUGAAUUGAAGAACACACUGUUGUUGUCAGUGGUGAACUAAAAGUAAGUGAACAUGUAAAACUUAACAGCUUGAUAUUUAACAAUUAAUAUUUGUAAUUGUUUACAGGCAGAGGCGAGCAUUUAAAAAUUAAAGCAAACAAAUUGUUUCUCAACUCAUGUACGUGUAGCUAGCAAAAUUUGCACUUCCCUACAACCCAUUAUCACAGGCAUGAAAAAUUAUUGUCCUGUAGCAGCCCUAAGAUUUCAGGGAGCCAAAACAAACAGUUACAACAAAUUGUUUUCAUAUUCUUGAACAUAGCUUAUUUCAUGGCAUAUGCAUACUGUGUAUAUUUUCAAACAAAGGCCACAACUAUAUAUGUCAACACAUUGCCAAAAACUAAAAAAACAGAAAAAUGAAACAACCAUAACUUUAAAGUUCAUCAUGGCGUAGUGUAAGUGAUUGCUUACCUAGCUACAAGUACUGAGAGAAAAGAUCAUUGAUGAUGGUCCAGAGUCAGAUUGGUAAGAUCUUCAGUCAGCCCCAUCAUGAACACAGAAAUGCUGUCUCUUGAUCUGAAGAGCUCAUCUUUACGACUUUAAUUUGGCACUGUACAAACUUAGGGGAGGUAAAAAUGUUUGAUUACAUCAGUCACAAAAUUUGUGAUCAAGUUUUUUUAUGUUUCUUUCCAUCUUGGAUGUGUAAACUUUUUGCCACACACGUCUCAGAUCCUAUGCGUGAUGUGGUUGAGGAUGGGCUUGCAUGUCUCAAUGACCUUGUGAGCUACAUGAUUUUAUAAUGGUGGGGACAUAAGCUCCUUGCAGUUUUAAACAACUCAGGCAGGUUUCCAUGGAAAAUUCAGAGGCAUCAGUGGUCCUCCAGGUUGAGGUUGGUCAGGAUUUUUUUUUUAAUGCAUACAUCACCAAUAAACCACACUGGAAAAAACAGCAUUGUCAUAGCAACGAAAUGACGCCAUUACUUAUUUCUUGCAGAAAUUUUCUCACUGGGAACUGUUCUUACAAAAUCGUUCAAGCUCUUUUCUCCAAUAGUCGCCUCGAUGUUCGUGAAAAGGAAAAUCUUGAUGUUUAGUCGUAAUCUGAAGAAAACGGAGCGCUUUUGACAUGCAAUUUCACCUCACAGUAGUUUCAAUCUUAUUAAAACGCGUGUAUGAAAGAUCAUGGAUAUAGCUCCUGCCAAUUGCUAAUAAGGAAGGAUUUGAUUAGCAUGUUAGUGGUUUCCUCCAUUAUCAAACAAAAAAUGUUUUUUUUUUAAGAAAAUUGAGAUUCAUCUCGCAAACUGAUUACAGCCAUUUAAAUUGUUGAUGCUUGUUCUGCCACACACUGUUCUAGGAGUGGAAUUCUAGAAAGUUAUUAUUCAAUAACAUGACUGGAAAUAGCCCAAGAUUACAGUGCCCAACAAAAAAAAAAACCAGCAUAAAAUAACCAGAAACUCAUCAUGUGAUAAUAAUAAAAAACAUGGAAACGUCUUUAAAAACUGGCUUUGCUCAAAUUUUCUCUUGCUGCCCAAAAAAUCUGAGUUGCCCAGUCUGAUUAAAAUCCAACGUUUCGGAGUAGUCAUGACUCCAUUAUCAAGGAAAAAUGUUUUUGAUCAUGCAGAUUACAGCAUUUAAAGCGAUGUGGCACGAAAAUUAACAUAACAGGGUGCGAAGAUUAUGAAAAUACUUUCGUGCAAAUAGAGUCUGAUUGCACAUUGAAUUCAUUACUGAAACUGUAACAGGACUUUAACAAGCCAAUUACAGAGCUGCCAACCUCUGGAAAUCAAAACUGUGGAGACUCUCUCCCUACCUCCCCCCCCCGCCACCCCUGAUAAGUAAUAUUCGAUCCAGUCCCUAAAUGGUUUAGGACAUUAUAAUUAUGAAGGCUUACAUGAGUUACAGAACAUCACAAUUCCCUUUUAUGAUUGUAAUGGCAAAAUAAUCUUUGUCCGUGAUGAAAUACCUGCAAAAAUGUGCAAAACCACGUACUCAGACCAUGAAAGCUCCAAGACUAUAUUACCGGUAGUUGGUUUUUUCCUGGGGCAAACUAUGUGCUAAAGCAUGGGACGAGGUUCAGUGGCAUGGUAUGAUUCGCCCUUAUGCCCUAGCUCGCUAGAGUGAAAAGGAUAAGACAACAAAGGAGAAGUCUCAGAUGAUAAACAAGAUUCACUACACAAAAAAUUAGAUUUACACCAAAUUUGUGAGGAAAAAUAAGAUACAAAAAAGAACAGACUAGAGCUGUGGGAGAAAAUCUGGGGCAAAGUUAGUUUACAACUGAGUCAUCACCAUACAGCAAACUACCGGUACAGUUGACUCCAGAUAACUCAGACCUUCAAGAGAAAUUGAAAAAAGUUUGAGUUACUGGGAGCUCGAAGAAAAUAGCCGCGAGUAAGGCAAAAAACAGUUUUUACUGCACAAGGAAUAUUUAAAUCAUAUUUAAUAAUUGUAGGAAUGUUAAGAGAAAAUGGAAAGAUACUUCUAGACUAUAAAUGAGAACGUAACUUAACAAAACAUUGCCUAAAUAGAGCAUGUAUUUUACUGUUUUGAAGUAAAGCUGUUUCACGUUAGAUUAGUGACAAACAACAUCAGCCUUCACUAGUAAACAUUAUGCCUAGAACACAUCAAUGGGAAAUUCAAAAUUCAAUGUUUUGGAAAUGCCAGUACGCUGUUUUUCCUGACUUUUUAAGGGCUGAAGACAUGGUUAGAGUUAUUGAGAGUAAAAUUACAUAGAAAUGAUCUGGGGGGAAGCAAAAAUUACUUCAAAUUACAGAGAGGUUUGAGUUACCAAGGGUAAAAUUACAGUAAAUGUGUGACGGAAAUCUGAGGGAAAUUGAUUUUGGUUCGAGUUAGCUAGGGUUGGAGUUAUCGGGAGUCAACUGCACCAUGCUCAAAAACAAGCAAAAUAAAAAGCUACUUGAAGAAAAUGAUAUUAAUUUUGUGCUGUCUCUAAUUCGUUUUUCACUUUAUAACAAAUGAACCUUUACCAGUUUUUAUUUAGUUUUUACCAUCUGCCAAACAAUACAUUUUAUAUGGCGGACAUUUUUGUUUUCUGUCAAGUAUUCAUUGCACUGCAUUGCAUGAUAUCAAUUUGGCGAGUCUUUCGGUUUCAGAUUAAGAUAUACACAGCAUGAGCUUAUGCAUAUAUAAGUAAAAUAAAAAUCUGUGCUUGAUCUCACGACAAAAAUUAAUAUCCCUCCUACUGAGAGAGAAAAUUAAUAAUAAAGAUGAUUUUCCAGUUACACAAUAUUCAAUACCAUUUGUUUGGUCUCCAAACUAAGUUCACUUUGUCGUAGCAACAGAUUACAAUUAUUGUAAUCUAUUGCUCUAAUAUAGUGAACUUAGUUUGGAGACCAAAACAUAGUAUUGAAUAUUGUGUAACUGGAAAAUCAUCUUUUUUUUUCUCAUAAACCACAUCUUUUGUUUGUGUGUGUGUGUUUUUUUUCUUGCCUCUUUUUUUUCUGCACCUUCAAGAUUGUGUUGACAUUUCAAAAAACUUAUUCAACACCUGCUCACAUGUAAACAUGGAACCUUUUUUGUUUUUAUAAGGUCCAUCCUAGGCAUCCAGAGAUGGUAUGGCUUAUUCAAAAUAAUGUUUAGAAAAGUUCAAAAAGUUUUAAAUGGUCGUUUACUGACUGAAGAAAAGUACACCCUGCUUUGAAAGUGAAGUAUGAUCCAAAAGAUUUCCGUGUAUUUGAAAGUUGUAUUAAAACAUAAUAUUAAUUUCCAACAGCAGGGCUUUUCCAUUGUUUCUUAUACACAAAAAGGCCCAUGUCAAUAUAUCUUUUGUGAUAAAAUAAAAUAUUGCGAUAUGACAUUGUGUCAUGCAGGAGAUCGUGUUAUAUAUUAAAUGCAGAUUUGUGAUAAUGAGAAGUGAUUUUCAGCCGUAAUUCAUUUACAUUGGCUCUAUCAGUGUGAAAUCUUUCUAACUGGGAAACACAGACAUAAAAUGUUUGUACUUUAUACCUUAGAUAUGAAAUGAUUUGAUAUGAAAUGUUCUAUACAUGUACUUUUCUUUCUGUGAAACAUUUUAACUAUAUUACAUUUUGUAAGUUGAAAAACUGGGUGUUUUUUUAUCAUCAUGACAUUAUUCAAGAGCUGUUUUAGUCUGCUAAAACCAUCAUCAGUUAUUAAACUGAUAUUUCUCCUUGGUAAAAAAAGUAUGGAUAGCAAAGAGGAGGAAAAACCUGGUGUAAAUGCCAAUGAUCAGUUAUGCAUGUGUACAAGAUUUUCUGGUUCAUAUAUAAAGGUAGUUGUGUUCACAUUGUUAAUAAAAUUUUUCAUGUGGCUUUGCAGGUCGAUUCACGGUGGAAGAAGAUCCGAAGUAUGAUCCAUUGGUCCCCAUUUGUACAGAAUUUUAAAAAGAAAUAUCCCUGGGUUCAAUUGGCAGGCCACCAAGGUAAGCUUAUAUCUUUAUUUUUAUUCCCCUGGAGCUAGCUGUAGAAAGCAACUACCUGUAAGAUUAAGUGGGAUUUUUUUUUUGCAACUGCGCGCCAUCACUGUGAAAAUCUGCUCUCAUGAUGUCUAUGUUUGUUGUGAGGGAACAUAGGAAAGUGAAAAGGUGCUUACCGUAAAUCCUCUAUUAAGCCCCCCCUCUCAAAUAAGCCCCCUUAUCAGGGGAAGAAGGUUAAUAAGCCCCCUCUCUAUUAAGCCCCUGCCUCCCCUAUUUAUUCUUUACUAAUAUAUGAUAGACUGUAUUAAUCAAUCACGACUGUAAAACUUUGUGUAGAGACUGAUCUGGGAUGGUUUAUUUACCAACUGGAAGGUCAGAUUUGAUUCUAAUCCUUGGCCAAAAGACCUAAAAUGUCUUGUACUUAAGCUCUUCUACUUUGUAUUCUACUUCUUUAUGGAGAACUGAUACCAUCGUCAUUUCUAAAUUAAAUAAGCCCCCAUCUCUAUUAAGCUCCCCUCAAAUGGGCUUGAAAUAAAUAAGCCCCUGGGGGCUUAAUAGAGGAUUUAGGGUAAUGGAGGCAGCUGAGAGAAAGGGAAUGAGAACCUGGAAUGCAGUCUACGGGAGGGUUGAACCCCAGUCCAGGACUUGAAAAAAACUUGACUUCCAGAUUGCCUUUAGGACAAGUAGCUCACCUUGCCCCAGGCAGGUCUUAAGUUAAUUCAGUUUGGUGGGCAGAGAACUUGCAUGGACUCUUGUCCAUCAGGCAAGUGAGUUUGAAAAGUGACUUGCUCGGCAGGAAAUUCUACUUGUUCAAGAUGACCGGAUGGCACUUUUUUUAGCUGUGCCUGUCCCCCCACCCCACACAUACCAGCAUAUUUCCCACAAUAAUCUCUAAACAUAAUCAGUGGUUUUUGUGAAUAAAAAUAAUUAUUUGUUAUAGGCAGCUUCAAACCAGGUGAAAAUGGCAUGAUUUUGAAGAAAGCCACAGACAAAGAGAGGGAGAGUCUCAGAAACCUCAUGAAAGAUAUUCUGAGACCUUACAUUCCAGAAUACAAAGGAGAAGUUCACAAAGGAAAUGAAUGUAUCCUUCAUGUUAAUUAAGUUAAGGUUGCUGUUAGAAAUCAAUAGAUGCAGUACAUGCUGAAUUAAGAAAAUGUAUCACUAGCCUGUGAUAAUAAUAAUAAUAAUAACUGUUUAUUCACAGAGGAAAAGGAGAUGAAGGGGUUAACCCUGUCUAGUUCAUCUCCAAAAAAAAGAACAAUAACAAUAACAAUGAAUAUACAUAUGAAUAAAAAAUUUCUGUUUAACCCAUUCGCUUCUGGAGAUUUUGCCGAAAAAAGCGUUUUGAAGCUAGUUGAGUGGUUUUCUGGUCGCUGUCGUGCUAUAAAGAGCUAAAACUUACCAGAAACCGGUUUACAGGUCGUACACUUCGUGGCCUUCUGAUCCAGAUGCAAAAUAUCAGCCUGCAAAGUUCGGGCAUGCGCAGAAAGCAAAAUUUCGAGAUAGUUUUUGGGUUUAAAAGUGACACAGCAGUCUUGACUUUUACUUUUCGCUUUCUCUCCUCCCUUCUUUUUUCGCUUUUCUUGCCUCAUUUUUUUUUUCUCUUGCUGGGCAUUUAGUAGGCUUGAUUUUGGUGGGAAUAGUUUUUAGGAAAGCUUUUAGGAUCUUAGGAUUAGGUGAAAGGAAAGGUAGGUGCUUAAUGGAACAAGAUUUUCAUGGAGAUUUUCGGGUCAGUGUCACGUGGUUUUUUGCUUCUUUCUCCGGUGUCCUUGACUGAAUUGUGCUCAUUCUGGUAUGGUUUGAAAGAUCUCUUCACUCUGCACAAGUUAGAAAGUUGUCCUUGACCGUUAAAACUGAUGAGGUCACAAAGGGUAGAAAGGACCUGGAUCCGCAUGGGCGGUUACGGGCGGUUCAGGGGCGAAUGGGUUAAAAUUCAAAAAUAUGUUGACAUGUCGAGAUAAUUUAACAUUCAGCUGAAACACUGGUGAAAUAACAUCUGAAAAAUGUUCAAGUGUUCCACCUCAGCAAUUUCUUUAGGUAAAUCAUUCGAUUCAUCAAUUAUGUAAAUGAAGUAAGAAUGUUCAAAACUAUUUAAAGGUGCAGAUUGUCAGACAAAUUUAAUGGUUUAAGGUGCCACUACCACUCAUCUCGUGAAGUGCCAUGCAUUGAAAUCGAAUUGACUCUUUUUCUGUGGGUUGAAUACAAAAUUAAAAUUUUAUGUAGAAGGAAAUUAAUUGUUUUGAAUCCCAUUUUGCAUUUUCAUCCACCAAAUAUUUGCAGAGAUGCUAACCUCUAGAGAUCUAAAAUCUGGAGAGUCUCUUUUGAAAGAACUACCACCCUCCCCCACCACCCCCCCCCGUCAAUGCCUGAUAAACUCAAAUCAACCCAGUCCCCAAAUAAAACCAUGGGUGUGGCUCAGGACAUGAAGCAUAGUUUUACAUACAUUAUAGACUGUAAUGAUGACGUAAUCCAUGUCAGUGCUGAAGUGUUUGCAAAGAUGCCUCCAAAAACUGUCAUAUGUAGGAACUUCAAGAGUAGGUUUUAUUUUGGUGAUCUGGUCCGUGAUGCGGGAGAACAAGAGAUUAGCGCAGAAUCAAGGGAGAAUACGGCCGUUGUCAUUACAUUAUUUGCUUGUUUUUCCUCAAUGUAAACAUCAGGUUAUCUAGAAAUGCAAGAUUUACUUCAAGAUUUUGAUAGUCCGUCUGUUAUGGAUUGUAAAAUGGGAACAAGGUACACUACUUUACAUGAAAAAAAUAUUAAUACACAAAAUAUUACAACACAAGUGGUGGUGGUUUAAUCGCUUCAAAUUUUAAAAAAACUGUCCUUUAUUUUAGUUUCAAUGUAUUUAGCAUGAAAUUGCUAAUUGGGAACACUAUUUUUUUAAGUCUUCUACUGGAGACGGGACUGCCAUUUUAUGUGGUCAUGUGAGCCACACAAAGGUCCAGCCUCUUGAAGUGCAAAGGGAGUACCUUCAUUUUUCAGUCAUAGAUGUUGUUGGCAUUGUAACAUUUGACCUGAUUGGUUUACACUGAUCACAUUAUUACUUAUAUUAAAAUGGCAUACAUGUACCAGAGUUUAUGAGGAAACGUUCGAUGUUAACAGUAAAAUAAAAUAGCUCAAAAAAAGUAAAAUAUUUGAAAUUUUAUUGUCGAGAAGUCAGGUCCACAGAAAUGGCAAACUUCCGCGAUUAUCUGGGUGAUUUCAGACCCUAAUCUGGAGACGGGGAGAUACGGUCUAAACUCAGGAGUCUCCCAGAUUAUGUGGGAGAGUUGACAACACUGCUUCUACAUAUGUCCAUAGAGAGAGGCAUAACAAAACCAGAUCCAAUUGGAUCUGAUCAACUCUAACUCACUGAAAUGAUGGAAGGUUGGAGAUGGGGUUACAGGGAUUUGAUGCAAUCCAGUCCAAUGCAAGUUUUGUCAAUGGCCCAUGGAGAGUCCAUUGGGUAUAAAUAGACCAAUUUCAAUAUAUUAAAAUUCUUACUUGGCCCCAAGGCUUAGGGAUUAUAAAUCAGAAGAAAGGCAUUGUUCAAUGCUGAGCCUCAGGAUCACUUCUCUUGUUUUAUUCUGUGAAGUCUUGCAGCCUAGUAUGAAUUUUGACAUAUCAAAAUUGGUCUAUUAGGACAGUGUUUUAGGCUUUGCAAUCAAACAGUUCUUUUCUAUUGCAUUGAACAGAACAUAUUUAGAAGAUGAACUUGCAAAAGCAAAAUCAAAACCAAGAAAAGUGAGUGAACACUGAGUUUUAAUGACAGGGGUGUAGCCGGCUCAUAGACCUGUAGGCCCAGGCCUACAAAUUUUUGAUUUGAUCACUCUACCGCUUGUAAUAAAUUAUGUGUUGUUGGGUUGAGCUAAAUUGCUUAAGAGCUCAAAGUGUUGGUGAGGACAGUGUGUACUAGUCAUGCUUGCAAUUUUCAAGAUACGUGGAAAAGAAAGUCAGCCAGGCCUACAACAAGUCGAAAAGCUGGCUACACCCCUGAAUGAUGUUAUAAAAUACAAUAUUGAAUCCCUUUAUUAAGGACACUGAAAGACCCAUCCAUGUUGUCCUUCUUAUUUUAAUAAUGUCCAUAUUAAGUGGUUUGUAUUUCUUUUGCAGGAUUUGUUUCAGAAAAUGGUAGAGGUAGAUCCCAAUGAACCAACAGAGGAUGAAAGAAGAGAAGGAGGAAUAACCAAACCACGUUACAUGCGGUGGAGAGAGCAACUUAGUUCUUCAGCAAGUCUUGGCUUCAGAAUUGAAGGAAUUAAGGUUAGACUUACAGCUUAUCCAUAUCAGCGCUCCUGACUGCAACCCUAUCAGCUGCCAUGGCAAGCGAAAAAGAAUUGGCAACUAAAACAGCAGGGAAAUUCACCAAUUUGGCAACCUAUGUUUGGUGAUCAUGAGCCAAGCCGUUAUUGUCUUUUUGAAGUUCAAGUGAGAUAAACAUUUGCAUGAUGUAUUAUUUGGGCAAUAAUUAUUUUCUUUCAUUUUUCUCCCUGGUUUGUCUGGUUAUUAGUGUUGUGAUGUUGUGUGCACCACUAAAUUUGAUUGCAAUAGUUGCAUGGCUUCCAUUUUGAUUUGUUCACACACCUCUAUGCUGUGUUAUGUGUGGUUUUUCUCUGUCAACCAAUAUUAAUUUUUAUGCUUGGCAAUCAUUAAUUUUUGUGAUUUUUGGUCACCAAAAGGCAACUUUGAAAAAAAAAUGAGGUUUGAGCGGUGCAUAAUUAUGGAAUGUAGUUGGGCUUUGAUGUAGAGGAUUUAUAACUUUUAUUAGUUGGAGUUUGAGGUCUGAAAAGUAUAGACUAAGUCUUUUUUCUUCCUAAUUAAUGCCUUGAAUGCAGGGCAUACUGGUACAUGAAACCAAGGCAAACAGAUAAGGAUUAUUGAUACCCAGCGCAGAUUGAGAAAACAAUGACGGAACCUUAUUGGUGAUUUUAAAAACAAUGUUUCACAAUAAGCAGACGAGAGAUAAAGUUACUUAAUGAAUAAGAUUAAUACAUAAAUUCUUUUGACGUAGCCGAAUCUUUUCUUUACAGACAGUUUUGAUAGCUGUCAGUAUUCUAUAGUGAUAACAUCAUUAGAUGUCACUUGUUUUGAGAAAGAUGAGAGCUAGCUAAAAUGGUCAACAAAUGUAAAACAAAAAAAUGUCUAUGUCUAGAGAGAAUUAUGCAUUAAGGUUUGCUGGAUAAAAUUGUCUUUAAAACCUUAAUUCAGGUGUGCAUUAAAGUGUUAUUCCAGGGUUCACAAAGUCUUGAAAAGUACUUCAGUUUCAGGGAAGUCCUUGAAAAGUCCUUGAAUUUUCUUCAACUUUGAAUGUGGUGGCUUGAAUUGGGGGGUGUUUUUAAUGCUUUUUGGUUGUGUAAGACAGAAUAUAAAUGAUAGCUCAGAGAAGUUAAAGCUAAUUUACAUAAAGAAUUUUUUGUCUUAUGCAAUAAAGACAAGCAAACUGAAAAAUAUAGAGAAGUCAGUGGAGGAAACAGUUCAAACCUUAAGACCCUGUGAGAAUGGACUGGUAAUGUGCUGAAUAUGCAUUUUUGUACAAUCGGUGAAAUAAUAUUACACUCUUGGUAGGGGGUCCUUGAAAAUCGAAUGUGGUCCUUGAAAAAUCCUUGAAAAACCCUUUAAAAGGGUUGCAAUUUUUUGUAUGAACCCUGUGUUCAAACAAAUCUUUUUGUGUGCUCUGUGCAACAUUGUAUUUUAUUUGUCUUGUAGCAAGGUGAUCAAAAACCCAACAAAGAUUUUAAGAAAACAAAGACAAAGGAAGAUGUUAACAAGGUUUUCACAGAAUUUAUUGGCAGUGAUGACAAAAUUAGAGUAAGCAUAUUUUUUGUACAUACGCUAUUUUCAAUUCUGGAUCAAAUGUCAUUUAACAUACUUUGCACGACUAACUUUAUAUUUUGCCUUAACUGUGAUUUUGCUUUACUAGCCACAGAAUUUGAAAUCAUAUAACUAAGGCAAAGUGUUUUUUCUUUGCAGAGAAAGUAUUUAAGACGGCUUAAAGCUAUUAGAGCCACUCUAGAGUCUUCUCCAUUUUUCCGCUCACAUGAGGUUUGUUUUCAUUAAUAUUUUGUUGCAUAUGUUUAAUUUAUAAGUAGCAUGUAUUGGUUUAUUUCCUGCUGACAACAUUCAACACAUGUGGUAAUAACGCUUUAAUCAGCACAGGAUAUUUAUCAGUGAAAUCACUACUGAAAGGCAUAGUUUAAAACAAGAGCAGGAACAAUUUUCCAUCAGUGAGAAGUGUGGAAUUGGAAUGUUUCUAGAGAGCUGGUGCAGUUAAGGAAAGUCACCAGGGGGCUUUCCCAUUCCUCUUUGCUUUGCCUGCAGUGAUUUUAGCAUGGAUAUUCCAUCCUGUUUAGCUUCCCUUGGAUGUGCUAAGAUGCAGAAGUGUUGCCCUCACUCUCUCAAGUGUACCUUUUGUUUCUUAAUGAAAUUGAUAUUACAGUCAAACCUUGCCUAAUGGCCACCUCUCUACAACGGCCUAUUUUUCCUGUCCCGGCAGACAAAAAAAACUCUCUACAAUGGCCACCUCUUCACAACGGCCACUUCCAAUGGCCACUGGCCCAAAUGUGGCCAUUGUAGAGAGGUUCAACUGUACUUGUAAUAACCAAAGGUUUAGGAGUGCAGGCAAAUGGAAGCAACCACUCUUCCUCCAACAUUGUGCUUUGCAUAAGUUUCACAUGAUAGAAGGUCAAAACACUCAUGAUCAGAUUCCAUCCUAUGUAUUCCAUUCAUUCUUAGUGGAAGUCCAAACAAAUCCCACUCACGCAUAAUAGCAACCUGGGCCCGGUUCCUGAAAGGCCGAUUAGUUCUAAUCCAGGAUUACAAUUUUGUUCUACUUUCUGUAUUAUUUUACCUUCCUAUGCAUUGCCUAGAGUAAUAUUUUGUGUUAUCAUUUAAAAAGGCACAACAGUAUUUUGUAAGCUCGAUUUACAUGUUCUUUCAGUUCUUAGGCAAGAAAACCUUGCGUAAAAUUUGGCUUAAUCCUUGGUUAAAUUUAACCAUCUUACAAGGAACCAAGCUCCUGCAGUCUACUCUGGUUGCCGGCUAUAAACUUAUUGAACUUGGUCUUGUUUGUUAUUCCAGGUGGUAGGUAGUUCUCUGUUGUUUGUCCAUGAUGCAUUUGGCAAAGCUAGCGUAUGGAUGAUAGAUUUUGGCAAAACUGUGCCUCUUCCAGAUGGCAUGUGGCUGGACCACCGAAAGCCUUGGCAAGAGGGGAAUCAUGAGGAUGGGUAUUUAUGGGGACUUGACAAUAUGGUGGAAAUCUGGGCACAAAGCUGAUCAAUAUUUAGUAGAAAAUAAUAUUACUGACAAUUAGUCCCUUAAUAUAAAUAAAUAACAAUUAUUCUCCCAAAGUGGAGGUGGCAAGUGGUGGAUGUUUACUGAGCUUCAAGUUUAGUAUAUACUAAAACAGUGAGAUAAUUGAGCACAAAAAAGAUGAUUUUUGACUACUUUAUUGCUGCCAACUAUUACAAUUUUGGCGUGCAUUGCUCGGAGGUGAAUGGUACUGAAUAUUCGUAGUUUGAGUAGGCAAUUAGAGCUCGCCACUGUUUGAGUAUGUACUAAAAGAUGCUAUUCAUCACAGUUUGUGUGUGAAAAAUUAGGCGAUCUUUUGCUUCAUAAUAGUUGCUUUGUUUUUGAGGUCGUUCCAAUUACUUACUACUGGGCCUGGUUGAAUGUUAAAUAGCAGGGUGUCAAAGGAAGUCAGAUUUACAGCCUGCCAUUCAGGCAAGCUGUAGCUAGCAUGUACUAGCCCACAAGUCAUUUCAACUAGCCCUAAAACCCUUUUUGAUUAGGAGGAUUGAUUACAAUCCUUCUGUAAUUUGAAUUUCCAAAAAAAACAACACUUGCCUGUUGGGCAAGUUGAGAACAAAAAAGCACUAGCCCGAUUGCAAAAUCCACUAGCCCUGGGCUAUCAGACAUGACUUUCUUUGCAUGCUGGAUAGCACUGAUAAAUCACCAUCCUGAGGAUAAAAUGUUAGUGAAACCAAUAUUAUUGUGUUAUUUGGUAGAUAGUGAUGACUUUCUUUGCAUGCUGGAUAGCACUGAUAAAUCACCAUCCUGAGGAUAAAAUGUUAGUGAAACCAAUAUUAUUGUGUUAUUUGGUAGAUAGUGAUUUAUCCAGUGUAGAGCGUUAUAUGCCUUUUGAAUAACUGGUGCUUUGUCAGGCGAUAUGGCGAUUGACAUGUACUAUAAAGCACUAUGGCUGUUGGUGAUUGGUGCAUUUCAAUCCUGACCAUGUCAAUUAACCAUUACAGUGAAGACCAAAUCAAUCAACGCAAUCACGUGAAAGACAAGCUGUUACCAGUUAAAAGAUCAUAAUCAAUAUCAAAGUGUCUAUUGUGACACAAACAAUAAAUCAACCCAGUCCCUUAUUUUUCCCAGAGAUAAUACAGCCAGUGAAGGAAGUGAGUAUGUGUGAAAAAUGCGUCCUUUGAAGAGAGGUGACGCAUGGAUUACGGUUUUAACACGUACUUGCUUGUUUCACUGACUGUAGUGUUCCUGAGCAAAGCUCAAAUGACCACUCGUGGUCUAAGAUGGUAAUAAGUUUCUGUACAUAGUAUUUUACAGUCAACAUUGCCCAUACUGCCAACCCUGUAUCUGUGCUGUUAAAAUUAUAAGCAGGGGUGUACCCAUGGGAGGGUUCACUGAAGGGGUUCUGGAAUCCCCUUUUUCUUUCUUUUUUUUAAUGGCGAAAGAGACUUUUUAAAUGUCAAUGCAUCUUCUGGUUGCUCUAAACCUUCAAGAAAAACUUUGUUUUCGAACGUUUUGCCAACUACUCUUACAGCAGAGCCUACUAGACACUUGCAGUGUGACAUCUACUACUCUAUACUAUACAUGUCUUCAUCAUACAUGAGCGUUUUCUGUUUUUUAAUUGAUGCCGUUAUUACUAUUUUUGCUGGAGAAGAUCCAUGACACUCUUGCUCUUAAAUGAAACUCCUUGAAAAAAACAUCAAAACAUUUUCCGUCUACAGUUUACUGCGUAACUGAACUUUAAGUGACUAAUAUCAGAGGAGGUUGAUCCCCCCCUAUUGCUAAAAGGCUUGGUAUGCCCCUAAAAGGACUUGUAGGUAUCAAAUGAUCAACUGUGCACAGAAUUUAGCCUGACUGAAUUACAGUGAACAUUUUGUGAGGUUCCCAAAUUCUUUCAUUUGGGAAUUCCUGAAAAUACCAAUUAAGGGAGGAGGAAUUUCUUGAGCUGUUUAAAGAAAGAUUACAGUAAAACUAGAAUUUCAAGAGGAGUUUUGCAAGGUGGGGAAGGGGGUGCAUGGUGGUUUAAGGUUAACCCAAAAACAACAUGAAACAACAUGUCAAAUGUUUAUAAUAAAAGUAUCUAUUUUAUUAAUGUAGGAAGUAAGUGUAGUUAUGUUAUGCCUGUCUAGAGUGAUUUCAGGAGGGCAGAAAGAGGUUGAUAUAAUUAUCUUGUUAUUUAACGAACUCAAAUGUUCUUGUCAGGACUAUUCAUUUGUAUUCUAUUCAUUUGUAUUUCUUUCACUCGCUCUUAUUUCUAACGCCAAUUCCUGAGUCACCUAGAACAACAACAUCUUUUAAGUAUGUUAAGUAGUCCAUUCUCUCCCAUUUUAUAUGUAGCCAGUUUAAAAAAUUCACCAAAAUUCCAUUUUGGGGGUGAAAAAUUCACAGAAACCAAAGAGGUUUCACUUGAACGGUAAUAUCUCUGGAUAUUGUCCACAGAUUUAAAAGAGUGACAAACCAACCAGUCAUAAAUUUUGGUCGAGGAUAGCGUGCGUGGGAACGCGCGAGAGAAACACGUGAAGGGGAAAGGUGGAAACUAGGGUCUCCGCGAUAGGUGCCUCGUCUCCUUUUCUCCCCUCGUGUGUGCGCGGGUCCUCGAAAUUAAUCCCUUUGCUCUAAAAACGACAGCCUUCAAUACUCCUCACAAAUCGUUGAAACAAACCGUUUCUCUUGAAUUUUCUCGAAAAUAUCUUACAUUCACUCUGCACUCCUUUGUUCUCACUCAAAUGUACCCCUCUUUAUUCCCAGUGUUGAGCCACGCGUAUUUUGGAGCACUGAGACGACUGUAAUAUCCAAUCAACAUUGGGAAAGGGGAAACGCACACAAGAGUUUCAAGAUUUUUGACGAGUGUUGUAGGUCUAGAUGGCUCAAACAGACAACAUUGCUCGUCUUUCAUAUAAGUGCCUAAAAUUGCCUUUGUGAAUGAAAUUGAUGAAUUUAGCAAUUUGUGGUUUUAUUUCAAACGUCGCGUAACCUUUUUAAGGGUUGCAUGACGUGUGAAAGAAAAAUGACGAAUUCAAUACUCUGAAAAUCUAUCUGCAAUGUAAGUAAAUAUAAACUUUACAAACUCAUAGUUUACUGAGUGUAAAUAUGCUAAUUGCUGACGUACUAAUUAAGGGUUAGGGGCUGCUUUGGAUAAUUUACCAGCAAUUAAAAGCACUCGCUGACUAAAGAGUGAAUGAUGAAUUAAAAUAAUAAAAUUCGAGUUCAUCCCACAGCCAGCACGUGCAUUUUAAUUGCUGGUAAGUCAGGAAUAAGAAGUCAUACAGGUUAUCAAAAUAUCCUG